AUGUACGGUACACGAUCACGACGUCCACUGCCACCACGUCCACUACCACCGCGCCCACUGCCACCACGUGCAGGUGCUGCUGGUGGUGCUGGUGCACUUGGUGGAGUAUUAGGUGGCUUAGGUGGUGCUAUCACUUGUCUCUGCUGUCUUUCAGCACUUGGUUUAAUAGGUCUAUGGGCAACUUUCAUUCCAUUUGUGGCUUUCUUCAAAUACGCAUGGGAUCAAGAAACAAGAGCUUUUGGUGGUAGUUCAAGCAUUCAAAAUCUUCAACAAAUCGUUUUUCUUCUUGCAAUCUGUCUGUUAACAAUUCGUUUUGCCAGACGACAGGUUUCUACAUAG
Molecule: messenger RNA, 339 nt
Organism: Rotaria sp. Silwood2
Lineage: Eukaryota; Metazoa; Rotifera; Eurotatoria; Philodinida; Philodinidae
Source: the annotation of a GenBank genome assembly